CGCGCGGAAGGGUCUAAGUUACACACACACACACACACACACACAUUCACACAUUCCAGCAGGCGAGGCCUGAGCAAGCAGGGAGUUUUUAAGGAGAUCAUUUUUAUUUUCCAGACAUGUCUUCCUUGAUUAAGAAAGUGAUCAGCACAGCGAAAGCUCCAGGUGCAAUUGGACCCUACAGUCAAGCCGUCUUGGUAGACAGAACCGUGUACGUCUCUGGACAAUUAGGCAUGGACCCAUCCAGCGGACAGCUUGUAUCCGGAGGGGUGGUGGAAGAAACUAAGCAGGCUCUUAGCAAUAUGGGAGAAAUUUUGAAGGCUGCCAACUGUGACUUCGGCGACGUGGUAAAGACGACAGUUUUACUGGCAGAUAUAAAUGACUUCAAUGCAGUAAAUGAAAUAUAUAAGCAGUAUUUCAAGAGUAAUUUCCCAGCAAGAGCCGCUUACCAGGUUGCUGCUUUGCCUAAAGGAGGCCGUGUUGAGAUUGAAGCAGUAGCCGUCACAAAAGCUAGACUGUAAGCCGGGUCUUCAUCUGUGUUGCGGUUAUAUUCGGUGCAGGACCAUUGUAAUUAAAAAAAAUAAAUACUCUAA
This is a messenger RNA of Tachyglossus aculeatus (Australian echidna), 590 nucleotides long. It is a transcript of the gene RIDA, whose product is annotated as reactive intermediate imine deaminase A homolog. Gene Ontology annotation, cellular component: cytosol. The coding region runs from base 117 to 518 and encodes 133 amino acids. The transcript has 6 exons. Lineage: Eukaryota; Metazoa; Chordata; Mammalia; Monotremata; Tachyglossidae. Gene Ontology annotation, molecular function: deaminase activity. The record is from RefSeq and is a predicted model, not a curated record.